AGCACAACAAUUUUAUCAUUAUAUUCAUGAUCACGCGGUGGUUACACGGAAAGUAAAUAUAUACACCAGCACCUGCCCUGAUAUUGUGUCGUCACAAUUACCUUAUGAUUUGUAGAAUUUAGCAUUAUAUAAAAGUGUAUGUCUGUCUGUCAACAGCGACUGCUCGCCAGAAUGUCAACAGAAAAGGAGAGUCUUCAGACACGUCAUCAAACGGCCGCUGGGUCUCAGAGCGCCGGCCAGCCGCCUGUGGAGCCGCAAUAUCCGCCAAGCUUCAAUCCGCCACCACAAGCCACUUACCAGCAACCACAGACGCAACCACAACAUGCGUAUCCACAAAUUCCGCCACCAUACCCACCUCAACAAUAUCCGCCAAUGACGUCACAGUCACCACCAAUGGCGUAUGCUGGCUACAACACAAACCCUCCCGCUAUAUUCGUGCCUCCAACGAAACCGGAAAAAUCGAUCCUGGAGGCCUAUCUCCUUUUUGUUCUGCUAGGAUUCAUUGGAGCGCAUCACUUCUACCUCAGGCGCCCCCUAUGGGGCGUUCUAUACUUCUUCACGUUUGGGUUACUCGGAUGCGGAUGGUUGAUCGAUCUUUUCAGAUUGCCGCUGUUAGUGUCACGCUGUAAUAAGGAGGCCUCCAGACCCGAGAAGGUUAACACCAACAGAAAACACGUGGACGAUGCUUAUACGUUAUGGUUGCCAGGGGGAUUUUUAGGCCUUCAUCAUUUUUACCUGAACAACAUUGGAUUAGGGGUUCUGUACAUGUUCACCUUUGGACUCCUGGGAGUAGGAUGGCUGAUUGAUUUAUUCCUGAUACCGUACCACGUCAAGAAGGCCAAUUCAAGGAACCCAUUCUCCACAGAGAAAAGCACGGCCACUGCUUUCAUCCUCACAGCGUCACCUACCGGAUUUAUCGGGGCUCAGCAUUACUACUUAAACAGAAUUGGUUUUGGACUUGUAUAUACUUUCACUUUUGGAAUCUUUGGCAUUGGAUAUAUCAUAGAUUGGUGCCGUGUCCCAGUAUUAAUCAAGCGGUACAACCAGAGUAAAGAGAUAGGCUUCAUCCCCCGUAGAUACUUGGACGACGCGUACCUGCUCUGGUUUCCCCUCGGUUUUCUCGGGUUUCAUCAUUUCUACCUGAACAGACCCGGGUGGGGAUUUUUAUAUUUUUUUACUUUCGGUUUGUUCGGCAUUGGUUGGCUGAUUGACGGAUGCCGGCUCUUCAAGCUGGUGGAAGAUUGCAAUCAGGAAAUGAAGGAACAGACGCUUCUCAGAAGGAAUAACCAGGGAGUCCACAAUCCGAAUUUUGUUCCCGGUUACCAGGGAGGAGUCGCGUGGAUGCCUGAAGCUGGUGGACAAGCGAGAGGGCAGUACGUUCAAACAAAUCCCCAGGGGUACACCACGCCUUUCCCUGGGAUGACCCUCGCUAGAAAUUCUGGAUAUGGUGCCACUUCCGGUAAUAUCGAACCACCCCCAUAUGAUGCGGGACCAUUACCUCCCAAAGCCAAAUAAUUGUAAACUCGUUUGUUCAGUUUAAUGAAACUUGAUUGUUAAUUGUCAAACAGAUAAUAUGUCAUUCAAGGCGAUCUUGCGCACAUUGAACCGGAUCAACGUUGUCAUGGGAAGUUGAUCUUUUCACUGAUCAUGCGUAGUAGAGUUUUACUUAUCUAUAGAGGUUCUAGUAUGAAUCGAAUAUUUUUUUUCUGAACAGAAAUGUUUUAUUAUUUUGUGAGUUUGAAUAUAAGGACGUACAUAUUAACAUACCAUGUAUGUAGAUAUAACAUUUAUAACUUGUAGUGAGGGUAUCCAAGUAUCAUUCAAAUAUGUUUCAUGUGGAUGUAGUAAUAAAGGAAAAAUUAAACAAA
Messenger RNA from Ostrea edulis (European flat oyster), 1868 nucleotides. RefSeq lists its product as uncharacterized. NCBI's taxonomy places the organism in Eukaryota, Metazoa, Mollusca, Bivalvia, Ostreida, Ostreidae. The transcript has 5 exons. The coding region runs from base 139 to 1515 and encodes 458 amino acids. The record is from RefSeq and is a predicted model, not a curated record.